AAGGGUUAACUUUCUUUUCCCAAAGGGCCACUCCUCCCGCGGGCUGCUAAUUGCUAGCCAAGGAAACCCCGCGGGAAAUCCUAAUCGUGGCCCUCUUGGGAAAGUCAGGAGAGUGCCGUCUUCUCCUCCCGCUACCCACGUUGUAGUCGUUUAACGUAUUUGCAUGUCUCCGUUCCUUGCCCUGCGUUCCCCGACCCGAGUGGAAAGAAGGGAAGCCGCGGCUGCCUGGAGCCUUCGGCUGCGGAUGGCCGGUCGCUGCGGGAGGGUCUCGCUCCUUUGCUAAGCUUGCGUGCCGCUUUGACGCCCACCGUGAAAAAGAAGAGGAGGAGGAGGAGAAAGUUGACCGCAGACUUUUGCGGAGCGGCUCAGAUGUGCUUGUUGGAGCGGCCUUGGGAGCGACAAACAACUUUCCUCAUCUCCUCCCAAAUUCCCAUCUGCUCCACCGGGCUUCAGCGGCGCCUUUUUUAUUUCUGCUUGGAGCCCGGAGGUGUUUCCAACUUAACACUCAGAAAUCUUCGGGGGCGAGCAGAAUGCCAGCCUCCUUGGGACUUCUUGCCGUCAGCGGCUGUUUUCUGGCUAUGGCUUCGGCACAGGAUGACUUGGAUUAUACCAUUACAAUGGAGGAUCAGAUUUAUCUUCUUCUGGAAGCCAAAGUUCAGUGUCAGCUAAAUAUCACAUCUCAGCUACAAGAAGAAGGAGCUUAUUUCUGCUUUUCCCCACACACAGAAGGCACCUGCUUUCCAGAAUGGGAUGGUCUAGUCUGCUGGCCCAGGGGGUCAGUGGGGAAAACGCUAGCUGUACCAUGCCCUCCUUAUAUAUAUGACUUCAAUCACAAAGGCAUGGCUUUCCGACACUGUAGCUCCAACGGAACGUGGGUCUAUGUGCAUAGUUUAAACCGGACGUGGUCUAAUUAUUCUGAGUGCCUUCGCUUCCUGCAAGCAGAAAAUGGCUCAGGAAAGAGGGAAUUCUUUGAACGCCUCUAUGUUAUGUACACAAUAGGAUACUCCAUCUCCUUCUUCUCUCUCGCAGUGGCUAUUUUCAUCAUUAGCUACUUCAGGAGGCUUCACUGCACCCGGAAUUACAUACACCUGCAUCUGUUUGUAUCUUUCAUGCUCAGAGCUACCAGCAUCUUUAUUAAAGACAAAGUAGUUCAUACUCAUAUUGGAGUCAAAGAGCUUGACUCGCUGCUCGUGAGUGACCUGCAAAAUAUUAUAGUGGCUCCAGUCACAGACAAGUCCCAGUACGUUUGGUGCAAGAUUACCGUGAUGAUGUUUAUUUACUUCUUGGCAACCAACUAUUAUUGGAUCUUGGUUGAAGGCCUCUAUCUGCACAGCUUAAUAUUUGUUGCUUUCUUUUCGGAUACCAAGUACCUGUGGGGUUUUAUCUUAACAGGCUGGGGGUUUCCAGCUGUUUUUGUAGUGGCCUGGGGAGUGGUCCGAGCAACAGUUGCUGAUGCAAGGUGCUGGGAACUCAGUGCUGGAGACAUAAAAUGGAUUUACCAAGCUCCAAUUUUAGUGGCUAUUGGGUUAAACUUUGUUUUGUUCCUGAAUACUGUACGGGUUCUGGCAACAAAAAUUUGGGAGACAAAUGCUGUUGGCUACGACAUAAGGAAGCAAUAUAGAAAACUAGCAAAAUCCACCUUGAUCCUGAUCCUUGUCUUCGGUGUGCAUUACAUUGUCUUUGUAUGCCUGCCUCACACGUUCACUGGGUUGGGCUGGGAGAUCCGGAUGCACUGCGAACUCUUCUUCAACUCAUUCCAGGGUUUCUUUGUCUCCAUCAUCUAUUGCUACUGCAAUGGAGAGGUGCAGACUGAGAUCAAGAAGACAUGGGCUAGAUGGAACCUUGCUGUGGAUUGGGAGAGGACAGCUCCUUGCGGGAGCUACCGCUAUGGCUCUGUCCACACUAACAUGACCCACAGCACCAGCAGCCAGUCUCAGAUGGUGAUCAGUUCCCGUAUGGGCAUGAUUUCCAGCAGGGAUUGCAAAAAUGUUGCCAGGCAGAACGACACCCAGAUAAAUUUGCCUGGGUAUGUUAGGAGCAACUCUGAACAGGACUGUGUGCACCACUGGGUUCAUGAAGAGGCUGAUGAAGAUGAAGAUAAGAAGCUGGAUGGCAUUUCUCUUAAGGAGCCCUUUCGACUUCAGGACCAUCAUAUAGGUUCCCUGGAGGACGAGGAGGAGGAGGAGAACAGGGUUGAUGCGGAGGCAGCACUUUAACAAGCCCUAGGGAUCCACACAUGGAAACAGCCCUAGUAUAAAAUUGGCAGGCUCAUCUUCUUCUUCCUAAGGCAACUGAGCUCUGCAUCAGAGUCUGCUGUCUUGGGUCAUCUCAUCAAAAUCAGUGAUACAGCUUAUACUGACUCAGACCAUUCAUCCAUCUAGCCGACUGUCAUCAUCUCUAGCUGGCAGGGUCUUCUCAGUGUCUAGGGCAGAAGCCUCUCUCAGACUUGCAGCCGAGGAUCCCUUGGAGUGGAGGGUUUUCUAUAUGCAAAGCAUGUGCUCUGCUGAGGUAUGAUGAGUUAGCUUCACUAGCACUUCUGAACUACAUGAUGCCCCUGUGUUAACAAGAGUUUUUUUGUGCCUUAGAAAACAUCAAAAGCACCAAAGAAUUCUACAUUCAAUGGAGUUUAGGCAGAAGAGAAUUGUUUUUUGUUAAUUGAAACAUGCAUUAUAUAAUGCACACAGACCUUAAUAUAAGAAGUCCAAAUAAUACAAAAUUAUAUCCAUCAUACAUAUCCUCUGAUUGGACCAGAAAUCCUUUCCACUCCAUGUUCCUUCCAAGAUACAAUAAAGGUCAUCACUGGAUUAUAAAAAGUAUUCA
Molecule: messenger RNA, 2820 nt
Organism: Rhineura floridana
Lineage: Eukaryota; Metazoa; Chordata; Lepidosauria; Squamata; Rhineuridae
Gene: PTH2R
Product: parathyroid hormone 2 receptor
Exons: 13
Coding region: 531-2216 (561 amino acids)
Biological process (GO): adenylate cyclase-modulating G protein-coupled receptor signaling pathway; cell surface receptor signaling pathway
Cellular component (GO): plasma membrane
Molecular function (GO): parathyroid hormone receptor activity; G protein-coupled peptide receptor activity; peptide hormone binding
Source: RefSeq, a predicted model, not a curated record